Messenger RNA from Sardina pilchardus (European sardine), 1292 nucleotides. RefSeq names its product PR domain zinc finger protein 12-like. Gene Ontology annotation, cellular component: nucleus. Gene Ontology annotation, molecular function: histone methyltransferase binding. Gene Ontology annotation, biological process: neurogenesis; regulation of gene expression. The record is from RefSeq and is a predicted model, not a curated record. The coding region runs from base 1 to 1125 and encodes 374 amino acids. NCBI's taxonomy places the organism in Eukaryota, Metazoa, Chordata, Actinopteri, Clupeiformes, Clupeidae. The transcript has 6 exons.
AUGGGUUCAGUAUUGCCUGCAGAAGCUCUAAUGCUGAAAUCCGGAUACAAAUCUCAGAAUCGUUCCUUGUCUGAAAUCAUCACCUCGGACAUUCUACACAGUUUCCUCUAUGGCCGCUGGAGAAAUGUUCUGGGGGAGCACCUUUUUGAGGAGAAGACCAACAGCAUCAGUCCCAAAACUGCCUUCACUGCCGAGGUCCUCGCACAGUCCUUCACCGGUGAGGUGCAGAAGCUGUCGAGUCUGGUCUUACCCAGUGAGGUCAUCAUCGCGCAAAGCUCCAUCCCUGGGGAGGGCCUCGGGAUUUUCUCCAAGACUUGGAUCAAAGCCGGCACCGAAAUGGGCCCCUUCACGGGAAGAGUCACCUCUCCUGAGCACGUGGAUUUACUGAAGAACAAUAAUUUGAUGUGGGAGGUUUUUAACGAAGACGGGACAGUACGCUACUUCAUCGACGCCAGUCAGGAAGACCACCGUAGCUGGAUGACCUACAUCAAGUGUGCUCGCAACGAGCAGGAGCAGAAUCUGGAGGUGGUGCAGAUUGGCAGCGGCAUUUACUACAAGGCUUUAGAGACUAUCCCCCCAGACCAAGAGCUGCUCGUCUGGUAUGGAAAUUCCCACAACACUUUUCUUGGCAUACCUGGAGUUCCCAACACAGAAGAUGAACAGCAGAAAAAAAGCCGAAAUGAGGAUUCACAGAACAGCGACGGCUCCUCUUCCUCCUCCUCCUCCUCUUCCUCCUCCUCCUUGUCGGUGCCUGCGUCCGCCGCCACGAGCCGCAUGCGCUGCGUCAUCUGCCACCGGGGCUUCAACUCGCGCAGCAACCUGCGCUCGCACAUGCGCAUCCACACGCUGGACAAGCCCUUCGCCUGCCGCUUCUGCAACCGCCGCUUCAGCCAGUCGUCCACGCUGCGCAACCACGUGCGCCUGCACACCGGCGAGCGGCCCUACAAGUGCGAGGUGUGCCAGAGCGCCUACUCGCAGCUGGCCGGCCUCCGCGCCCACCAGAAGAGCGCCCGCCACCGGCCAGGGGCCGAGGCCAGCCCCCAGCAGAUGGCGCCACCGCCUCCCAUGCCCCACCCGGCCGUGUCCCUCAUCCACCACCACCACAUCCCUACCAUGGUGCUCUGAUAGACACGUGGGGUGGUGUUUCUUGUUUUUUUUUCUGUUUUCCUCUUCAUCUCCCCAGACAAGUUGUCAUGCAAAACAACACUGCACUUUACUGCUCACAAAGAGGAACACGCAAGGAAGGCAGCACUCACAAUGUGGACUGGAGUCAGCCACAUAGACACAGACUG